Messenger RNA from Camellia sinensis, 744 nucleotides. The record is from RefSeq and is a predicted model, not a curated record. Lineage: Eukaryota; Viridiplantae; Streptophyta; Magnoliopsida; Ericales; Theaceae.
CACCACCACCACCUCCACUCCUCCCUCACUGGUCCAUCUCAAACUCCCUUUUUUUGUACCUUCCUAGUCACAAAACCCACAACUUGUCUCAAACUCCCAAAAAAAAAAUAAAAAAACCCCUAAAAAUGGCCAUUAGAAAACCAAACAAACUACCUCAACCAACAGUUCUCAAACAAAUCCUCAGAAGAUGCUCAAGCUUGGGAAAGAAACACAUCUACGACGACGACAACAGUGUCACCGGGCUUCCUCUCGACGUGCCAAAAGGCCAUUUUGCAGUGUAUGUUGGAGAGAACAGAAGCAGAUACAUAGUCCCAAUCUCAUUCUUGACUCACCCUGAGUUCCAGUGCCUUCUUCGCUGUGCCGAAGAAGAGUUUGGCUUUGAUCAUGAUAUGGGUCUCACUAUUCCUUGUGAAGAAGUGGUUUUUCGAUCUCUAACUUCAAUGCUCAGAUGAGAGAGAUUGUGUUCUUGUUUGAUAAAUUGUUUGCGCAGAGAGACAGAGAGAGAGAUGGCUAAGAUGAAGCUGUUGAAUUACUGCUUCUCUUUUUUUUAACAUCUUUCUUUAUUAUUGUAGGUUUUUUUUUUUUUUUUUUUAACUCUAACCCAAAAUUCAUGAAUAUAUUUUUAUGGGUUGGAGUUGUAGAAAAAUUUGAGAUUUUCCUCACAGAGGUGUAGUUACAAUGUUACACACCUUGUGAGAGAGCUUAAUGUUGAAGCUGGGGUGAUUAGCCUCUUUUUACUCUCUC